This is a messenger RNA of Pelodiscus sinensis (Chinese soft-shelled turtle), 7390 nucleotides long. Lineage: Eukaryota; Metazoa; Chordata; Testudines; Trionychidae. The record is from RefSeq and is a predicted model, not a curated record.
GUCCUCCUCUCUACCCAAGGAAGAUUCAGCUUCUGAUCUGAGAGCGCCUGCAUGCUGUGGACAGUCGGGAAAGAAAUAUGCCCACCAAAAUCCAUCACGCGUAGUAUGGUGGUAGGCUGGGCAUCAAAAAGGAAAAAGCAGUUAACCUUGGCUAGUUACGCAGCAUUUGGAGCAUCGGGGAGCAGUUAGGAGCCGGAAACUCAGAGAAAACAGAUGGAGAGGCACUUCUCAGAUGACAGGAGGUGCACAGGAGAAGGCUUUCCCUGACACAGGCUCUGCUGGAUUCUUCACCAUGGGUGACAUGAAGACCCCGGAUUUUGAUGACCUCUUGGCAGCCUUCGAUAUUCCAGACAUCGACACCAACGAGGCCAUCCAUUCAGGCCACGAGGAGGCCGACGCUCACAUCAAGCCGGUGCCCGGGGAGCCCGGGGCCCCCGACCAUGUCCUCCCCCAUGCGGAUAUCACUGCUGUGAGUGUGAUUGUGAAGAACACUGUCUGCCCGGAGCAACUCGACCCCUUGGACGGCCGUAGCAAAGAUGGGCACCUGCCCGGGCCCCGCCUGCUGCAGAACGGCUUUGGCGCGCCCGAGAUCCCCAGGUCCCCCCCCACCAGGCCAGGGGAAGCGGUGGCAUCGUCCAACGGCGAGUGCUGGGUGACAAAGGAGAAAGGAGCAAAGCCCCUGGACAUCUUUUCCCACUUCAGCCCCGAUCCCAAUGAGGAGAACUCCGCGGAUCUGAUAGACAGGCCCCGGGACAGCAAACCGAAAGAGAAAACCCUCUCUGUGCCCUCCCUCUCGCCAUCCCCCACCCCAUCUCCUGCCCCAUCGCCAGACUGCAAAGACCCAGCUGGAGAGAGCACCGAGAGCCUCCCGCCAGCUUUCCCGCAGCCCUUUGAAACCAGCGAUGCUGGGGGCAUAAACGGUUCCCCAUCCACCAUUCCCCUGAAGAAGAAAGAGGAGUCCGACUCGGAUGAGCUGGACCAUGGGGCCAGCCCCAAGGGUUUGUACUCCACGGACGAUUCCCCCAUUGCGUCAUGGCCCAGCUCAGACCAAAAUCUGGACGGCAGCUCCAGCAACCUCCCUGAAGUGAAAGACUCUCCCCCCAGCCCUCAGGAGCCGUUCUUCAAACCUUCCCCUCUGGCUGAAGAAAGCCCCGGCCUCCUUAACUCCCCCAAGCCGCUGGAGAGCAGCCCCCUCAAGGAAGAGCAGGAGGCUGUAGAGAAACCCCCGCCGAGCAUGUCCAGCGGUGAGGAAGAGGAGGAUGAAGAUGGCAGCAAUGACUCCCCCUCUUCCAACUCCUCGCGGCCCCUCAAGGUGCGGAUUAAAACCAUCAAGACGUCUUCUGGCAGCAUCACCCGAACGGUAACCAGAGUCUCCUCCGACUCGGAGCCGGGAACAGCCAAACUACCAUUGGAGCCAGGCUCUCAGGAGGCUGCCAAUGAGGGUGGCAUGCUCUCGGCAUCAGCGGUGAAAGAGGAGAGCAGCCUGGAGGUGCCCAAAGAGAAAAUGGAGCUCUCCAGCCCCCUGAAAGUCAUAGAAGGGCCCAAAAUAGUCAGUGUGCAGCUGGGCAACGGCACCAAAAUCAAAGGCACCGUCCUGCCGGUCACCACCAUCCAGAACGCUAGCAGUGCCAUGCUGAUCGCCGCCAGCGUGGCCCAGCAGAAAUCCGUGGUGCUGCCGAGCAAGGCGGUGACCAAGAACAUUAUCAACUUGGUGCCACAGACCCUCCCCAAAGCUGACACCAGGACCAACGUCAGCACGGUGACCCAAACCACUACCAUCACCACCACAGCCAACCAGAAGGUCAACGGCACCACGGUGGUGAUGGUGCAGCCGCAGAAGCCUUCGCCCACCCUCGCCGGCACGGUCAUUUCCAGGAGCCAGUCCAGCCUGGUGGAGGCUUUCAACAAGAUCCUGAACAGUAAAAACCUCUUGCCCACCUACAAACCCAACCUGAAUCCUCCAGCGGACUCCAGCCUGACCCUCCCGCCCUUCGGGUACCGGUGCUUGGAGUGCGGGGACUCCUUCGCCCUGGAGAAGAGCCUGGCGCGGCACUACGACCGGCGCAGCAUGCGCAUCGAAGUGACCUGCAACCACUGCACCAAGCGCCUGGUCUUCUUCAACAAGUGCAGCUUGCUCCUGCAUGCCCGGGAGCACAAGGACAAGGGCCUGGUGAUGCAGUGCUCUCACUUGGUCAUGCGGCCUAUUGCUCUAGAUCAAAUGAUCGGCCAGCCGGACAUCACCCCCAUCGUCUCAGUGACCUCCCUGGCGGCCGGCAAAGUGGCAGGGGUUGCUCUGGCCGCCAUGGCCGCCGCAAACGGGGUUCAGGAUCUGCCUAUCCUGCCCCUGAGCGGCGGCUCGGAGCAAACCAGCUAUAACUGCUUCCGGUGUCUGGAGUGCAAGGAGCAGUGCAAGGACAAAGCCGGGCUUGCGGCGCACUUCCAGCAGGCUGCGACCACGGGAACCACCACCACCACGGUGUGCACGACAUGUCCCAUGAUGAUGCCCAACACCUGCAGCUUUAACGCUCAUCAGCGGAUGCACAAAAACCGACCCCCUCACGUGUGCCCCGAGUGUGGUGGGAACUUCCUCUUGGCGAACUUCGAGGCCCACCUGAAGGAGGCCUGCCUGCACCUCUCCAGGAGAGUGGGCUACAGGUGCCCCAGCUGCGCCGUGGUCUUCGGAGGGGUGAACUCCAUUAAGUCCCACAUCCAGACCUCGCACUGUGAGGUUUUCCACAAAUGCCCGAUCUGCCCCAUGGCGUUCAAGUCAGCCCCCAGCGCCCACGCGCACAUCUACACGCAGCACCCAGGCUUCAGCAAUCAGCAGUCCAAGAUGAUUUACAAAUGUGCAAUGUGUGACACGGUCUUCACCCACAAGCCCCUGCUCUCCUCUCACUUCGACCAACACCUGCUCAACCAGCGGGUCAGCGUUUUCAAGUGUCCCGACUGCCCGCUGCUCUUUGCCCAGAAACGCACCAUGCUGGAACAUCUGAAGAACACUCACCAGCCACAGAAGCCCAAGGAGGACCUCGUGAAGAAGCCGGCCACGUUGCUCAUCCCCAAGGAGGAGCCCGUCGAAGCCCCCGUCUCCAAGCUGUCCGAGUCGUCGUCCUCGUCCUCGGAGGAGGACGAGCCGCCCAGCUCCCCGGAGCUGCCCAAGACGAAGCGGGCCCGCUUCCAGCGCAAGACGGACGCGAGCAAGUCGAAGAGCAGCGGCUGGACGUGCGGGAUGUGCCACUCCUGGUUCCCGGAGAGGGACGAGUACGUCUCCCACAUGAAGAAGGACCACGGGAAGUCGGUGAAAAAGUUCCCGUGCCGUCUGUGCGAGCGUUCGUUUUGCUCCGCCCCCAGCCUCCGGAGACACGUGCGAGUGAACCACGAGGGAAUCAAGCGAGUCUAUCCCUGCCGGUACUGCACCGAAGGCAAGCGCACCUUCAGCAGCCGGCUGAUCCUGGAGAAGCACAUUCAGGUGCGGCACGGGAUCAAGGUGACCGACCAGACCAAGAGCCAAGAGGUCGUCAUUGCCCGCACGGGGUCCGGAACCUUGCAGGUGUCCAGCAGGAAGCGGAAGCUGUCCUCGGACGACGGCGAUUCGUGCAGCGAGGAGCCGGACAGCACCACGCCGCCUUCCAAGACCCCCAAGGCCGACCGGAAAGCCCCCUUCCGCUGCCGCAAGUGCGGCUACAUCGCCUGCAGCGCGGCCGAGUUCCAGGAGCACAUCCCCCAGCACAGGACAGACGAAAGCUCCCACCAGUGCCGCGAGUGCGGCCUGUGCUUCACCUCCCAGGUCUCCCUCAACCGCCACCGCUUCAUCACCCACAAGAAAAAGAAGGGGGCGGGGGAGCUGGAGGAGCCCAGCCCUCGCAGCGACCACGAGGGAGGGGCCCCGCGCCCCGCUGACGGCAAACUCGCGUGCAAGGUGUGCGGGAAGUGCUUCGACACCCAGCUCAACCUGAAGACGCACUUCCGCACCCACGGCAUGGCCUUCAUCCGAGCCAGGCAGAACGUGAGCCCCGAGAACUAGGGCCGAGCGAGAGGGCAGCGCGUGUAUAUAAUCUCUGCGCAGAGCUCUUGGCAGGCUCCCAGCGGGCGCACCCCUCUCCCCCACCCCGCACCGUUUUAAUACAAGUAGGUUGGAUACAGAAGCUGUGACGAGACCCGAGAGCUUAGAGGCAUGUCGGACAGAUCCGCUCCCUGGCUUCUCUCGGCUGGUGGCCCAGCUGAGCCCAGUGUGGGUCUUAGGUUGAGGGGCAGGAGUUGCCCGGUUUACAGUGUCGGGAAGCAACAGCUCAGCGAGGGCAGGAGUCAGGGGUCUAGCGGGGCUCUGAGACUACACGGGAAGCAAACGGUUGGUACGCCGCUCGGAAUGCUGCCGCCGGGCCCGGCUGGUCGGGGCUGUGGCUUCCCUGCAUUGGAACAAGGCAGUUGGUCGUUCCGACCCAGCAGGGGCAUUGUCUGUAGCCCAGGGAUUGUUCUCUCCAGCUCAGAGGGCAGAUGUUGCAUGCAGGCUCAGCUGCUUAAUUGGCACCUUUCCCGAGCCCUGUGUCUGCCCUUUCUGAUGGGCGCUUCCCCUGCUCCCUGGGAGUCUGCUUGUGCCACAUUCAGACCUGUCCGAAAGGAGGCUCUCUGGGCGUGCUGUGGGGACAGGUGGGGGAAGCCACCAGCCACCUCCCAGGACAGGGAACUGGCUGGGAAUUUGUUACUCUAAGGUGAUCACAGCAGGAUCCAACUUUUUUUUUUUUUUUUUUUUUAAACUUUGCUUCUUUUGUAUUUUCAUCUUGAGCUCCGGGAAGAAAUCUUGGCCUGGCUCUGAGUUAGUUGCCUGGUAUCUUAACUGACAGCAUCGAUCUGCGUUUCCUUGGUUGGUUCACUCACUCAGUUCCCCCUCUGAAUGCAUGUGCAUAAGGGGGACCUGUUUUGAAUCCUCUUCACAGGUUCUCUUGCACUAACUUCAACCAGUUCUGGAUGUUGUGCUCUUUCCGGACUGAAAUCCGUGGACAGGGUGGACAGCUGCAUGGGACCUGGAUUUCAAAGGAAACGUUUGGCUAUUGAGCUGCAGCUGCAGGUGGGGGGUGGGUGGGUGUGUGUGUGUGUGUGUGUGUGUGUGUGUCUUGAAAAUGAAAGCGGUAGCCUCAGGAAGUGAGGGCUGACAGGGAAAUGGACUUAGUCAAGGCAGUGCAGUUAACCCUACAUGUACCAUAUAAAGGGUGUCUGAGAAGCCAGAAACGGCUUCAUUUGAUCUUUGCCUGCUUCCCAUGACAAUCCCUCUAACUCACAGACCGGUGAUUAGUCCAACCCUAAAUCCCUCACCCCAUUGCUAGUACUUGUAACAGUCUCUGCUUGUGAACUCUUCUCUCUUUACCAAAAAAAAGAAAAAAUGAACCAAGUUACCCACAAAUAUGAAAUCUCUUCACAGCUGUGAGGGUCAGAGAACAGUUAAUCAAAACCAAAACCAGCUUUUGUUGCAGGUUUUUUUUUUGGGGGAGGGGAUGGCAAGGGCCACAAAGGAUGCAUCCAAGUUCCCCUUCCCCCAGGUCUUACUGGUCGAGGGCUGGGCUUUAAUCUUAGUUGUAGGGUGAGGUGGAACCCCUAGGCCUUGUUCAGUGUUGCUGCUUUGAAAUGGUUUGUAUAUAUAUAGAGCUGGAAGGGACCUUGAACAGUCAUCAAGUCCAGUCCCCUGCCCUCAUGGUAGGACCAAGUACCAUCUCUUGACACAUUUGCCCCAGAUCCCUAAAUGCCCUCCCCCCGGAUUGAACUCACAACCCUGGGUUUAGCAGGCCAAUGCUCAAACCACUGAGCUAUCCCUCCCCCAGGCUAAGCAAUGAUGAGGCAAGAGGAUCUUUGGUAACAGAAGAGGGGAGCAUUGACUCCCAUUUCCUGGCUUGGGGCUGCUGAGAGAACUUGGAUUUUGGCUCCAAGGACGUUAGGAACAGUCUGUUAACUUCUGCCAGGGGUUUCUAACCUCCCCCAUCCCUAAGCUCCCGGCUGGUUGUAAAUAACGGGGGUGGGAGGGUGGUAAGCGAGCUGGCUUCAUUAGAAGCAGAGGGGGAAACUAAACCAUCUUUUAAAGAAAGUUUGCAGAAUUCAGUUCUUAGACUGACCCAAAUGCGUUCAUUCCCCACCUAUAUACCUUGGCUCUGCCCACGGUUCCAGCGCACACCCCACGACAGCUGGCAUUGCAAACUUGCAGGGCCUCCAUCCAAGAGGAAUGGCAGGAAAAACUCCACUGGGUCACGUCCAUUGAUGAGAACAAGCACUGCCCUGAAACUGACCCUUUGUGUUCAGCUUUCAUCUUCCCUUCCGCUCCCCUUAUCUGCCAGUGUAACACUGCCCUCCCCCCGCCCCCCACCGAUAACGCAUUCCUACACUGCAUGACCAAUGUUACAGCCAAGUUAAGGGCUCGGAAGCAUUUUAAUAGCAGCUUGGGGCUGCCAGUAUUGCAGCAGCACCCACAAGGAGUUCAAAAUUGUGAAAAGGGCUACAACCCUAAAUCAUGUUUGGAAAAAAUUAUUUCUUCUUUUGUUUGUUGCUUUGGCUUCAGUUAGGGUGUUGUGUGAGUAAUUCUUUUUGGUAACUUAACUUUGGGUUAUUUUGAAUAACUGUGUGUAAAAAGUUCUGUAACAUACACUAAAAAAAAAAAGCUACUGUUGUGAUUUAUUUUUUCUUGUUUAGAAAACGUUGCUGUUUUUAAGUUCACUGGGAUAACACUUCCCCCCUCCGAAAACGGUUUGGUUGAAAGGAACAAAUGUGGUUGGUUGUUGCGUUCAUAGUAAACAAUUUUUUGGAUCCACCUGAAUGUUAAGCAGCAGCAUUUGAGGUUUUGGAGAAAAAAAAACCUUUUUACUGUUUGUAUAAAUUUGCAAUCGAGUAUUCCCAAUGUUUGUUACAACCUGCCUUCCAACAUGGUGUGCAGCUGUCGUGCAGUGGGAACUAUUUGUAAGCCAUUUAGUUCCGCCUAGUGAGAGUAACCAAGCUGAAAUGAAGGUAACUACGUUUUUUAAAAAUGUCCUGUUUUUCGCUUUGUCUUAAUUGUUUCCUCCCUCCCCCAACACCCUACACUUUUAAAAACCGUGUUAGCUUGGGGCUGUGAAAGUGUAAAUGCUGUUCAAUAAUAUAGACAAACCUACAAUUUCUACAGUUUUAGAGAGGAAGAACAAAUUGCUUUGUAAUCUUUGGUGAUUUUAUUUCCCAUGCACUUCAGUGCCUUUAGAUUGACUUCUGUGUAAAAAAAAAAAAAAUAAAAUGAAAUAAAAAGUGAGAUUCUGCAUUUUGUUUUUAGAGGGGGUUUGUGAACUGAUUAUGCUACAUUAAAAGUGUGGGCACUGCAAAAGGCUCUCAGGUAUUCUUUAUUCUUGUAGUAAUAAUGCAAUUAAAACUUUUAGUGGUUAAA